GUCCCUCACACGAGGGUGAACACAAGGAGGACGCGCCCCCCGUGUACAUGAAAGUCAUCCAGCUCCAGGAGAAAGCGCUGGGUCCUGAACACCCGGUGUUUGGACGAUGCCUUAAAAGCUCGGCGGAUGACUUAGCAGCAGCGUUGAAAUACGACGAGGCGGACGCCCUGUACCUGAGAGCUACAGAAGUCCUGGAGAAAGCGUUUGGCCCCGACCACCCAGAGGUUGCCAGGGUCCUCAACAACCGGGGGAACGUGGCAGCAGCGCAGGGCAAGCAUGAGGAGGCGGCCCCCUUAUGCAAGAGGGCCAUCGAGAUCCUGGAGAACGCCUUCGGCCCUGACGACCUGGAGCUUGCAUCAACCCUCAUGAACCAGGGGGAUGUGCUACGGGAACAGGGCAAGCAUGAGGAGGCGGACUCCCUGCACCAGAGAGCUACCGCCAUCCAGGAGAAAUCGGUUGGCUCCGACGACCCUACGCUUGCUGAAACCCUUAACGACCAGGCGAACGCGCUGCAAGCACAGGGCAAGUACGAGGAGGCGGGGGGUUUGUACCUGAGAGCUGUCGAGAUCCUGGAGAAAGCGCUUGGCUCCGACCACCCGAAAGUUGCCCAAAGCCUGAGCAACUGGGGGAUCAUGUUAGACACGCAGGGCAAGUACGAGGAGGCGGGCGCCUUGUACCUGAGAGCUAUAGCCAUCGAGGAGAAAGCGCUUGGCCCAGACCACCCGACUCUUGCUAAAAACAUCAACAACCGGGCGAAUACGUUACAAGAACAAGUACGAGUAUUUUCCUGGGGCAAGUACGGAGAGGCGGACCCGCUGUACAAGAGAGCAAUCGACAUCAACGAGAAAGCGCUCGGCCCCGAGCACCCAGAGGUUGUUAGAAGCCUGAACAACCGGGUGACGGGGCUGGAAGCACAGGGACACUACGAAGAGGCGGAUGCCCUCCGCGUGCGCGUAAUCGAGAUCGAGGAGAAAGAGCUCGGCUCCGACAACCCGAAGCUCCCUAGAACCCUAAAUAACCGGGCGAGAUCGUUGCAAGCACGGGGCAAGUACGAGGAGGCGGACGCCUUGUACCGGAGAGCUGUCGAUAUCUACGACAAUGCGCCUGGUCCUGACAACCGUGAGGUUACCAUAGCCCUGAACAACUGGGGCCUCAUGUUACAAGCACAGGGCAAGUACGAGGAGGCGGACUCCUUGUACCUGAGGGCCAUCAACAUCUCUGAGAAAUUGCUCGGCCCGGACGACCUGGAGGUGGCCAAGUCCAUCAACACCCGGGCAUAUGCCGCGUGUUUGCUGCGCGCCAUGGAUACCCCCAUGCAGGACAAGCACGAGGAGGCGGACGCCUUGUACCUGAGGGCCUUCGAGGUCAGGGAGAAAGCACUCGGUCCCGACGACCCUAGUCUUGCUGAAUGCCUGAACAACCGGGUAUUCGCAUUGCUUGCACAGGGGAAUCACGCCGAGGCGAAGCCGCUCUUGGAGCGAGCCCUAGCCAUUCGGCGGAACGCGCUCGGGGACGAGCACGAGGAUACGAUAUCCUCUUCGAAAGCGCUGAAGGCAUUGAAUGCCAGCCAGGGAUAAGGGAGUAUAAGUGGAUUGUCGGCCACGGCCGUCAACGAACGCACCGCACCUGCGCAAGCAAGCGCUGGUGACCGGGGCCACCUGCGCAGUAAAACGUUGGCUCUUGGGCCCUACGAUGACAUUCUAGAGUGUCAAGCGUUCUCUGAUGAACGCGUUCGCACUACAGAAGAUCAUUGGCGUCUGAGAGCACCUUCCCGCACAGCGACACCACGGCAAAGCAAUCACAGAGUCCGGGUGCUCUUUAUGAGUUGAUGAGAAUACUUUCAAGCAUGCGCCAGGGAGCAAAAUAGAAUGGGAUCUUGUGGUGCGUUGGCUGUUUUGUUGGGGGGGGUACCAGGGGGUUAGUCCGGGUGCUCUUUAUGAGUUGAUGAGAAUACGUUCAAGCAUGCGCCAGGGAGCAAAAUAGAAUGGGAUCUUGUGGUCCGUUGGCUGUUUUUUUUGGGGGGGUACCAGGGGGUUGAAGUGAACAAGUAUUGGGUGGGGACCUCAACAAUGGUCGCGAUAUCGUCAUGAGCUUCCUCCUGGUUUGGCUGGAAGGCAAGGAGGAGGCGUGGAUGCUUGAAUGAUAUCUCUUUCCCUGCGUUUUCUGGUUUAUUCUGCGUGUGUGCCGCUGUCUGUGUUCGAGCGUGCAUGGUGUACAUGGCAGUCUAAAUAGCCCUACGGCGAGUGAUGCUGAUUCCGAGCGUUCUCUGCUGGAGCCGAUUCUUCUCACGGAGGCGGUCUGUCUUUCGCGAUGAGCCAUUGCAUAGUAGCGCAAAGGCGGCAAGCCUAUCGAGUGGUUCGGGGUGCCUGGAAGGCCAAGCCUGCUGCUUGUUGCUGCCGUUCGUUGCAAUCGAGUAUAUUUUUUUCUACGUGUCUAGAAACAGAAUGCACGUGGACAUGUAUCCUUCCUGGUAGACUAUGAUGUUUGUUGUGGUGUGUUAGGCUGGGACGCAACCUGAAUGAGGAGCUUCAAAGCAGAAAUCGCUGAACCCCUCCUAGGAGCACAGCGGGCUAGAGCUCGACGAAGGCCCGGUAUUUGCAUCCACCGGAGUGUGCGUUUAUCUGCAAGUACGAAAAGUUUUGUGUUGGAUUUGCUUUUUUUCUGCCGCGCUUCUCGUGUCGUAGAGCUUUCAAUUGGUCGCGCUUGCGUGAGGUGAGGGUAUCAACCACAUUACCCUUGUCAGGAGCCAGGUACUCCGCGUGACUCAAGCGAAGUCUGACAGCAACCUCCCACGCGGGAGAGAUCAAGAUUGAGCCCGCUGUCCUCUAUUUGAGCUCAGAACGACCAUUACCGCACAUCAGAGGGAGGAAGGACGGAGGCCAGAGGCUUUUUUCGGGCCCUAUGCGGCAUUUUUUUUUUGGUUGUGAUGCGGCCAUGAUUAACUCGGCUGAGCGUGUCCCCGGGCCUCUCGCUGUUUGCCUCUCGUUGUGGCCGAGCGGAAGUGCGUCGUGAUUGUCAUCCUACUCAACAAUGCUUGGGUAACAGCAAAUUUCUGCUUCAAACGAAUGAUGAUCUACAAAAUUGUCCUUAGGAACCCUACACUCGAAUGUUAGGCUCUCGGCGUGGGGGGUAAGGGAGAUGUGGGUUUAAUAGCCAUGUUUUCUUAUUGCUACCGUUUCAAUUGCUCGGGUUUCUCUGCUGGUGGGGGGGCUGUAUUCUACCUGUAGUCGACAUGUUGUGCAGAGAUUAUCAAAGGCCGCAUUGUAAGCAGAUUAGCCGCGGACCGGCGAUAGAUAGGGCAAGAGGCGCACGCCAAUGGCGUAUCGUUCAUUCGAUCGAGGGUGCUACAUAGUGCGUCGCAUUCGAGCACGCUGUGUGAUCGAUAGCACAUGUCUUGUUGGCGAUACGUGGUGAAAGGGACGUGCCACCCUACUUCGACAUUUUUUUAGUCGACGGCCCCCCCUUGACAGAUGCUACAGUGUACUACGUGGUUUGCGAACCCUCCGCACUCGUCCAGCUUGUAGCACGCAACCUACUGUUCGCACACAUCUUCGGAGAUGUCCGAUUGUCUUGAGACCUUUGUUUUCGUAUCUUUUUACUCCUAUAUAUUUACUAGUUUUAUGUAUAUAUUUUUUCCGUUGUUCGCGAGUGUGGGUUGUUUCAGGUCCUUUCCUGCCUGGUCUUCGCAUGUCUAUACGCGGUCUAUCCCCUUUUGACUCAAACUCGGGGAGGGAUAAUGGUUUGCGAUGCCCUACCGAACCACCUUAGGCGCGACAAGAUUUGCACUGUAGUUCGAGAUCGGCAUUUGAGACCGGGUCGGGCCAGGGUGGGGCUAUGCGAAUGAAAAUGACACGGACAGAAAAAGUGA
Messenger RNA from Ectocarpus sp. CCAP 1310/34, 3868 nucleotides. Lineage: Eukaryota; Phaeophyceae; Ectocarpales; Ectocarpaceae. The record is from the annotation of a GenBank genome assembly.